Molecule: messenger RNA, 1320 nt
Organism: Xylaria bambusicola
Lineage: Eukaryota; Fungi; Ascomycota; Sordariomycetes; Xylariales; Xylariaceae
Product: malate dehydrogenase
Exons: 3
Coding region: 94-1116 (340 amino acids)
Biological process (GO): tricarboxylic acid cycle; malate metabolic process
Cellular component (GO): mitochondrion; cytoplasm
Molecular function (GO): L-malate dehydrogenase (NAD+) activity
Source: RefSeq, a predicted model, not a curated record
CUACCGGCCCGCGACCACCCUCGAGCCAUUCUUCCAUCGUUCAUUUACAAUUGUUAUCUCUUCUCUUCCCGUAACAGGUAGCAUUUCGUCACUAUGUUCGCUGCACGAGCUGUUUUCGCUGCCGGUCAGCGCCGCGCUUUCUCGGCCUCAGCCCGCAACCUCUCCAAGGUCACCGUUCUCGGUGCUGCCGGUGGUAUCGGUCAGCCUCUGUCUCUUCUCUUGAAGAUGAACCCCAGAGUCACCGAGCUCGCUCUCUACGAUAUCCGUGGAGGUCCCGGUGUCGCCGCUGAUGUCUCGCACGUCAACACCAAGAGCACCGUCACCGGCUACGAGCCCACCCCCGAGGGCCUCGCCUCCGCCCUCAAGGGCAGCGACGUCGUCGUCAUCCCCGCUGGUGUCCCUCGCAAGCCCGGCAUGACCCGUGACGAUCUCUUCAACACCAACGCCUCUAUCGUCCGCGAUCUCGCCAAGGCCGCCGCCGAAUCCUGCCCUGAGGCCAACCUGCUCAUCAUCGCCAACCCCGUCAACUCGACCGUCCCCAUCUGCGCCGAGGUCUUCAAGGCCCGUGGCGUCUACAACCCCAAGCGCCUCUUCGGUGUCACCACCCUCGACGUUGUCCGUGCUAGCCGCUUCGUCAGCGAGAUUAAGGGCACUGACCCCAAGGACGAGAACAUCACCGUCGUCGGUGGUCACUCGGGCGUCACCAUCGUCCCCCUCUUCAGCCAGAGCAAGCACCCCGACCUGUCCUCCAACGACAAGCUCGUCAACCGGGUCCAGUUCGGUGGUGACGAGGUCGUCAAGGCCAAGGACGGCGCUGGCUCUGCCACUCUCUCCAUGGCCAUGGCCGGUGCCCGCAUGACCGAUGCCGUUCUCCGUGCCGCCCAGGGCGAGAAGGGUGUUGUUGAGCCCUCUUUCAUCGACAGCCCGCUGUACAAGGACCAGGGCAUCGAUUUCUUUGCUUCCAAGGUCGAGCUCGGCCCCAACGGUGUCGAGAAGAUCUUCCCCGUCGGCGAUGUUGACGCCGCUGAGGAGAAGCUCCUGGAGGCCUGCCUGGUUGACCUGAAGAAGAACAUUGCCAAGGGUGUCUCCUUCGUUGCCGCCAACCCCGCCAAAUAAAUUUCAAAUUUCAUGUAAACUUUAGAGAAGCAACAGCAUUAUAGCGGGGCGUCUCCUGAGAUAGAAACUUCGUGAAAUUUAAAAAAAUUGGGAAAAGAAAAUGGUUUAUGGGUUCGGUGGCCGGGUGUUUUCUGGAUGUAACGACCUGGCUACCGUGACUAUUUAGCCAUGGAAACUCUAUGGCUUUGCCCGGGGAAAUAAUGA